Messenger RNA from Physella acuta, 498 nucleotides. RefSeq lists its product as uncharacterized. The record is from RefSeq and is a predicted model, not a curated record. Lineage: Eukaryota; Metazoa; Mollusca; Gastropoda; Physidae.
AUGUUUUAUCAUCAGAAUGGGUCACUCAAUCCUGAUGUAGAGAUGUUUUAUCAUCGGAAUGGGUCACACAACCCUGAUGUAGAGAUGUUUUAUCAUCAGAAUGGGUCACACAACCCUGAUGUAGAGAUGUUUUAUCAUCAGAAUGGGUCACACAACCCUGAUGUAGAGAUGUUUUAUCAUCAGAAUGGGUCACACAACCCUGAUGUAGAGAUGUUUUAUCAUCAGAAUGGGUCACACAACCCUGAUGUAGAGAUGUUUUAUCAUCAGAAUGGGUCACACAACCCUGUUGUAGAGAUGUUUUAUCAUCAGAAUGGGUCACACAACCCUGUUGUAGAGAUGUUUUAUCAUCAGAAUGGGUCACACAACCCUGUUGUAGAGAUGUUUUAUCAUCAGAAUGGGUCACACAACCCUGUUGUAGAGAUGUUGUAUCAUCAUAGUGUUCACCGCACACAACCCUGUCCCACCUAUGUUGUAGACCGGAGUUAUGCCUCUAAUUAG